Lolium rigidum is the source of this 1899-nucleotide messenger RNA. Its product is annotated as serine/threonine-protein kinase RHS3-like. Gene Ontology annotation, cellular component: nucleus; cytoplasm; plasma membrane. Gene Ontology annotation, biological process: protein phosphorylation. Gene Ontology annotation, molecular function: protein serine/threonine kinase activity; ATP binding. The transcript is spliced from 4 exons. NCBI's taxonomy places the organism in Eukaryota, Viridiplantae, Streptophyta, Magnoliopsida, Poales, Poaceae. Bases 1 to 1899 code for a protein of 632 amino acids. The record is from RefSeq and is a predicted model, not a curated record.
AUGGUCCUGGUGUUUGAACGAAGCAAUGGGGCUGUGAUGUGCCAUGAUGACACCAAGCUUUCGAACGGAUGCUUCAGCUGGGAGGAAGAGCAAGAGGAGGCGGUGGUUAUUGUGGCUGGAGUGGAUUCUGUAGGGAGGCUGCCUGGUCUAGGCCCUAUCAGAAACUUACACGAAAUAGAAAUCGUGGAUCCUCCGUUCAUGGAAGACGACGGCAUGGAUUUCAGCCCUCAGAAAAAUAGUAACGAUCAUGAGCGCGACAGCUUCGAAGACGAUGAAUUCGUCGACAUCCAAUCUGCAACCUCCAAAUCAUCUGCUCAUUCGCAAGUCCCUACGGACAAGAAGCCGAAGCCAAAGCCCAAGAACAAACCAGAGCAGGCCGAGAAACCCAAUACGGCCAAUGUGAACCAAACUGCUGCUACUAUGAGCAGCCCUGCGCCGGCCCAAACAUCCGAAACAGCGGCGACGAGCGCGAACAAUCAUAAUACUGAACCCGUGGUAGGCAAUGGCAUCAGUUUGGACAGCAGCCGCAGCACUCGUAGCAGCUGCCUGGAGAGCAGCAUCAGCUCGGUUUCGGCGGCGUCGUCAACGGCGCCGGCGCAGGUGAAGCGGCACACUGGCGGGGACAGCCGCUGGGAGGCGAUCCAGCAGGCGACGGCCCAGGAGACGGCCCUGAACCUGGGCCACUUCCGUCUGCUGAAGCGGCUGGGCUACGGCGACAUCGGCAGCGUGUACCUGGUGGAGCUCCGCGGCACGUCGGCCUUCUUCGCCAUGAAGGUGAUGGACAAGGCGUCUCUGAUCAGCCGGAACAAGAUGGCCCGAGCGCAGACGGAGCUCGAGAUCCUGGGCCUCCUCGACCACCCUUUCCUCCCCACCCUCUACACCCACUUCGAGACCGACAAGUUCUACUGCCUCGUCAUGGAGUAUUGCAGCGGCGGCAACCUCCACUCCGUCCGCCAGAAGCAGCCAACCAAGCAUUUCACCGAGCAAGCCGCCAGGUUCUACACAGCUGAGAUACUGCUCGCGAUGGAAUACCUGCACAUGCUGGGGAUCGUGUACAGGGAUCUGAAGCCGGAGAACGUGCUGGUGAGGGACGACGGCCACAUCAUGCUGUCGGACUUCGACCUGUCGCUGCGGUGCACCGUCUGCCCGACGCUCGUCAAGUCGUCGUCGGUGCACAGCAACAGCGGAAUCGGCGUCGGCGGCGCCGGCACCGGUUCGAGCUCCGGCGAGGGCGGCGGCGAGGGCCUGGGUCCCAACCAGGGGUGCGCCCAGUCGUCGUCGUCCUUCUUCCCGCGCAUCCUGCCGCGCCGUAGUCGGAAGGCGUCCAAGAGCGACGUGCAGAGCCUCAACGCGGCGUCCGCGGUGGAGUUCAACGCGGAGCCGACGGAGGUGCGGUCCAUGUCGUUCGUGGGCACGCACGAGUACCUGGCCCCGGAGAUCAUCCGCGGCGAAGGGCACGGCAGCGCCGUGGACUGGUGGACGCUGGGCAUCUUCCUCUACGAGCUGCUGCACGGCACCACGCCCUUCAAAGGCGCCGGCAACCGCGCCACGCUCUGCAACGUCAUCGAGCAGCCGCUGCGGUUUCCCUCCGACUUCGGGGGCUCGGUAGCAGGGGGCGCAAGCUCCGUGGCGAGGGACCUCAUCCGAGGGCUCCUCGUCAAGGAGCCACAGAAGCGGAUCGCCUUCACCAGGGGCGCCACGGAGAUCAAGCAGCACCCCUUCUUCGAGGGCGUCAACUGGGCGCUGGUCAGGUCCAUGGCGCCGCCGUCGGUGCCGGAGCCGGUGGACUUCCGGCAGUACGCGGCUGCUGCCAGUGGCAAGGAAAAGAAGGCGACGGACACCGCUGGGGGCAAGUCCAGCACCGGCGAUCAACCACAGUCUGAUUUCGAGUAUUUCUAG